This is a messenger RNA of Cuscuta europaea, 3645 nucleotides long. NCBI's taxonomy places the organism in Eukaryota, Viridiplantae, Streptophyta, Magnoliopsida, Solanales, Convolvulaceae. The record is from the annotation of a GenBank genome assembly.
CUUUUCAACCUCCAUUGCCGUCAGUCCACAAAAUAACCCUAGCCGCCACAACCAUUCGCUCGCCAACAGAUUUGUUCCAAGUCGCCAUCGACGAAUGAAAGGCUCUGUCGCCGCCAUUAUUAGAUCUUCACCGUUCCCAAUCGUACAAGUAACAGAGAGGAAGAGUAAGAGAAGAAGAAAACGAGCGAGGGAUGGCGUUGACGCCGUCGAAGACGCAGCACAAGCGACGAAGAGGAAUGGGCGAGGGCGAUGGAGAGGGAAAUAGCUUCGGUUACGAUUACGGCGGCGGUGAAAUCUUCCUCCUGUCGUUGCAGAUGGUGGAUGCCGCAGGUGGUGCCGCCGCUACUGUGUUUGAAGCAGACGAGCAGAGCAGGAGAGGAGGUCUUCGAUGAAUUGGUGAGCGUAAGAAAUGUUGUACGUUAUUCGGAAUUUCGGAUGGGUAAUUAGGGUCGAGGGACAAUUCAGUCUAUUCAUUCCUUUUAUGGUCAGUUUUUUGUUCGCACAAAAUUUGAAUAUUUGAUCAUAUUUUUGUAAAUUUAAACUCUAUAAAUAGUAUCUGGCUCAUUCUUUCUUUUAGGUUUGCCAGUGACCUUCCUUUAUUUUUGUUUGGAAAUAGGGCUAAAUAAGUCCACGUACUAACCAAAAAAUUUCAAAUAAGCCCUUAUAUAGGAGGCUACGUCCUACCGUCUUCAUAUGGGGCAGUUCCAGUGGAAAUUUUUGAUGCAAUUUUUUAGCAUGUUAUUCAUUAAGUCUAGUUUACUCAUACCAAAUUUCAGCUAAAACUUCAAUUGGGAAGGCAGUUAUUUUCAAGAAUUUAUUUGAAUGUCUUCCCAAUUGAACUUUUAGUUGAAAUUUGGUAUGAGUAAACUAGACUUAAUGAACAAGAUUCUCAAAAAAUUCUUAAAAGAUUCUCAAAAAAUGUCACCAAUAAAUGGGGCAAUUUAUUUAAAUGGUGCCCCACUUAAAUGAAUUGCCCCAUUUAUGGCCACACAUUAGGGGGUGAGGGUAAAAAUGAGGUACAUUUUGGGGUACCUUCAGCAUUUGUGUUUUUUUAAACCUAGAAGAUGAACCACCCACCGGUGAUAUAAAUGACGAGGAACAUUUACUAUAAUUUAUUAAAAAAAACCAAUAUUAAAAAAUUCAUCGAAGCUAGGUUUUGUAAUUCUAGGUAUCCUGGACAUGGGGAUAUGAACCCUAAGGUCACUCAUUCCAUAAUUUGGAGGCGAUUAUGUCAUACUACCUCCGUCCCGAUGGACUUUGUCAAGUGCAAAGUAGGUGAGAUAUAAGAAUAAUAAGAACUGUGUGGUUGAGAUUUGUGCAGAGGAGAAAGAAAUGUGCAAAACCACAAAUUAGUUGCUUUAAUAGGAAAGUGACAAAAUUUUUUCGGAUAAUAAAAAAGGGAAAGCUGACAAAGUCCAAUGGAAUGGAGCGAGUAUUAAUCGCAGGGAAUAAACUUAUCUGGUUGCCUGAUUUGGAAGGAAAUUUCUCUAUUGCUACUGCUUUUCAAGAAGUCAAGAGGAGUAGGGCUCCUACUCUUUCAUCUCGCUGCAUCUGGAAUAAAAAUAGGACCCUGCAAAUCAAAAUCAUUCAGUGGAAGUUACUUAACAACAUGAUUGAUGUUGCUGAGAAUUUGCUUUGGUUUAAUAAAGUUAUCUAACUAUCUAUUUCCCUUUUGCGAGGCAUUCAAAGUCUAUUGACAAUAUUUUCUAUUUAUGUCCAGGAUAAAAGAUAUAUGGUCAUACUUUAUGGGUAUAUUCCAGCUCAACAUUUCAGGAAACAUUUCAUGGCACAUUUGGAUCUCAUCAAAAUCUACCUCCUGAGAAUCUGAGAAGAGGUUUUGGAAGAAUUCAAAUGUUGCCUUCCCUUUAUCUUCCAGAGAAGAGAGAAUAACCCCAGAAGAAUAUGUUAUUUGAGAUAACAACAUAAGGUUGUGAUUAGAAGAUGAGAUGUUCAAAUUAUCAAUCAGUAGAGAAUCAAAGCAGUCCAGAAAUGAAGAGUUGAACAUGAAUCUAUCAAGUCUUCUCCAGAGUCUUCCAUUUCUCCUCACUCCACCAGUAUGUCCAGGCAUGAAAUCAUCACCUUGAGGAUCAUGGCUGGUUUGAGAUUCUUCUGUGAUCACUUCAUCUGCUGGAUCAACUUCUUGGGUAGCAUGCUGCUUUACUAUAAUAUCAACCUUCCUGCACAAACUUGGUCAAGAAUAUCCAGUGGAUCAAUAAACUCAUCCUCUGAUUCAGAGCCAGUAAGAUCCACUGGGAGGAGGAUAGAGUGUCAAAUGGAAAGGCUGCCAGGAGUGCCAGCUUUCAAGACAUCAACAAAUGGUUUUGUCUUUCCAAAAAAAAUCAACAAAAUGGCUUGUCUUUAGACAUUACUGCCCACAUGCUUUAAUGAAUCUUGAACAGAUGUGGAUAUCUUAACCACUUCUUUCUCUACAAUAUAGCCUACCAAUUAGUUUAAGCUUGAUUUUUUAUUAGAAAACAAACCAUGUGAUUUCACAUUCUGAGGUUUUAAUGUAUGAAAAACACCAUAUUUUAUAGGUUUCUGUUGAAGUCUGAGAGGGUGCACCACCAACCAUUAGGUGGCACUGCACAUGGUUUUGCCUUUUUCCUUCACAGCUUAAAUAACUUUGUUCCAUAUGCUUUUUCAUGUCCAAGCUAAGGUUGGAAUAUAUAUUUGGAAAUGCGCCAUGUUUACUCAUAGAGUUAAGUCCAGUGAACAAGUUUUUUAGGCUAUUAUGCUCAUAGCUUCACAUAACUCUUGAUGGUUUUUCGUUUCAAUUUAUUCAAAUAUGGCAGGAAGUACUAAUCGUUUAACUCAGACAUUACGACACAUAAAAAUUAUUAUUUUCGACUUCCUCAAUGAUAGUUUAUAACUGCACAUCCUCUUGCAGUCUACACAGAAUGCAAUAAUCAACCAAUCCUUCGAAUCUUUGCUAAAUAUGAAAAACCAAUUACAAAGUGAAGCUAUUAGACCAUGAAGAAAUUAGUUCAGGGUUAAGUGAUCAUAAUAUCAUUCAAACUGUGCAUCAAAAGAUGUAUACUUUAAAAUUUCUGAUUACAACGAAGUUCAUGUAACAAAAUUUAACUCCUCUAAGCUGAUAUGUGUGUGUGUGUGUGGUUUCUGAGAUUCUACAUGUCCUUAUCUAAUAAGGACAGAACAAAAAGAGAAAAAAAAGACUACAUUUGUACAGGCAAACUCCUCUCUUUUAUUAACAUUUUUCCUACUUAACUGAGCUGCUGGUACAGUCUCUCAAGGUCUACUAUGUACUCAAACCGGAGAUGACUAAAGGUACGGUGAUUCCAACAAGUUGAUGAUCAAAUGCAAAUUCUUUAUCAUCUUGAGAUAGCAAGUCUUGGAAUGAGGAUCCUUCAAGUAUGAUACCGGAAUGACAAAGCACUUCAUCUCUUACGCCCACGUGAACUACAAAGUGCCUAUUAUUAACCGAAUGUGGUGAAUAGGGUUGAAUGUAAUUAUAUGUGUAUAUAUGUCUUAGCUAUUGAACAAAUGUGGUGAAUAUGCAUACCGGCUGAAAUGUGUUUAUGUAUAUAAAUCCCAUAAGAUGUGAAUUGGGCGGUGGCUAAAAGAAUUUGGAUGGGAGGGAUAGCCAUAUAUUAUGUUAGUAUGACUGGUAAUGUAGUUCCAGUUUCC